AGGUUGGAUGUAAAAUCUAAACUUCUUCCGGGUGUGCCUCUAAAACAUUUCUUGUUUCUCCACGUAAUUUUCCCGAUGGAGGACCAGCCGGGGUUCCCUUUCUGCUGUUCGUGCUGAGUAGUUGCUUGGAGAGGUGGUGAAUGAGUGAAGAUAUGCUCAGUGAUGGUUCAAAUGUGGGAAUUGCCCCGGUUGUGGUUGCUGCUGAUGCUGCCCUGGGAAAAUGCCUUGAUAAGGAAUUAACACCAUUCAGUGAUGGGCUGUGGGACAAGCAAAGUGCUUCCCGAGCCCCCCAAAGAUGUGCAGCUAGACCUGGUUAAAAAAGUCGAACCUUACACAAGCCGCAAGGACAUAUACAAGCAUUUCAUCAAAGAUGACUGUGGGACUGUCAUCAAAGCUGGCUCUCCCUCACCUCCGCAUCACGCUAACCCUGGGAACCACCUGCCUGCCCACAUGGACCAGCCCGAACCCCGCAAGAACAAAGUGGCUAAAUACCGUGCCAAAUUUGACCCCAGAGUGACAGCCAAGUAUGACAUUAAAGCUCUGAUCGGGAGAGGGAGUUUUAGCCGCGUUGUGCGGGUGGAACACAAGGCUACCAAGCAGCCCUACGCAAUCAAGAUGAUAGAGACCAAAUACCGGGAGGGGAGGGAAGUGUGCGAGUCGGAGCUGAGUGUGCUACGGCGGGUUCGGCACACCAAUAUCAUCCAGCUUAUUGAGGUGUUUGAGACCCAGGACCGUGUGUACAUGGUGAUGGAAUUGGCGACCGGAGGAGAACUGUUUGAUCGAAUCAUCGCUAAAGGUUCCUUCACUGAGAGAGAUGCUACGCGUGUGCUGCAGAUGGUAUUAGAUGGUGUGAAGUACUUGCAUACGUUGGGUAUCACGCACCGGGACUUAAAACCAGAGAAUCUUCUGUACUACCAUCCGGGAACAGAUUCCAAAAUCAUGAUUACGGAUUUUGGACUGGCAAGUGCUCGGAAGAAGGGAGAUGACUGCCUGAUGAAAACCACGUGCGGGACCCCAGAGUAUAUUGCUCCCGAGAUCCUGGUCAGGAAGCCGUACACGAACUCUGUGGACAUGUGGGCGCUGGGCGUUAUCUCCUACAUUCUCCUGAGCGGCACUAUGCCUUUUGAAGAUGACAACCGCACCCGCUUGUAUCGGCAGAUCCUGAAAGGAAAAUACAGUUACUCAGGCGAG
Molecule: messenger RNA, 1191 nt
Organism: Phaethon lepturus (White-tailed tropicbird)
Lineage: Eukaryota; Metazoa; Chordata; Aves; Phaethontiformes; Phaethontidae
Gene: PSKH1
Product: protein serine kinase H1
Exons: 2
Biological process (GO): protein phosphorylation
Molecular function (GO): protein kinase activity; ATP binding
Source: RefSeq, a predicted model, not a curated record